Molecule: messenger RNA, 895 nt
Organism: Podarcis raffonei (Aeolian wall lizard)
Lineage: Eukaryota; Metazoa; Chordata; Lepidosauria; Squamata; Lacertidae
Gene: GABARAP
Product: GABA type A receptor-associated protein
Exons: 5
Coding region: 15-371 (118 amino acids)
Biological process (GO): cellular response to nitrogen starvation; macroautophagy; autophagosome assembly
Cellular component (GO): cytosol; autophagosome membrane; autophagosome
Molecular function (GO): ubiquitin protein ligase binding; GABA receptor binding
Source: RefSeq, a predicted model, not a curated record
CCGCCGCCGCCGCCAUGAAGUUCGUCUACAAGGAGGAGCACCCGUUCGAGAAGCGCCGCUCGGAGGGCGAGAAGAUCCGAAAGAAGUACCCGGACCGAGUCCCGGUCAUUGUGGAAAAGGCACCCAAGGCCCGGAUAGGAGACCUGGACAAGAAGAAAUACCUUGUCCCGUCAGACCUCACAGUUGGGCAGUUCUACUUCCUGAUCCGGAAAAGAAUCCAUCUCCGAGCAGAGGACGCCCUCUUCUUCUUCGUCAACAACGUCAUCCCCCCAACCAGCGCCACCAUGGGGCAGCUCUACCAGGAACAUCACGAGGAGGACUUCUUCCUGUACAUUGCCUACAGCGAUGAGAGCGUCUAUGGCAGCAUGUAAGGCAUGCCUCCACCUGCUGCCACCAGGGGGCGUGUGCUCCUGAAGGGACCUGCACUUUUUGUUGUUGUUUGUUGUUGAUUUUAUGUUUAAGAGCCUUUUUGUCCCAGGGAAGGGGAGGGUCUUUCUUUCUUUCCUUCUUCUUUCCCAUCCUUUAAACCUCCUUCCAUUAUGCCUAAUCACACUUCUUCCUCCCGUUUCCCUCCCCUCGCUCUGGGCUUUCUUUGAGGUGGUUGUGGCUAAAAUAAAAUACCUCUUUUUCUUUUGGUGGUUUCCCCCCCCCCCUUAUCUCCCUCCCAUAUACCAUUCCCCCCCCCUUUCUCUCUCUCUUCCCCAACCCCAUUGUUUUUUAAGGGGUAAGAGGCCUCAAAUACUGAACAGGAAAAAAAAAAUCCUCCCCCAUUUCAGUCUUGCAUCUUCACUACCACGCCCUGAGUUUGCUCCUAUUAGGGCUGUGCUCUGCCUGGCAGUUUCUGUAACCAGAGGGGAUGGGGAAUGCUAAUUAAAAAUAUAUAUAUAAAGAGAAA